Diachasma alloeum is the source of this 597-nucleotide messenger RNA. RefSeq lists its product as uncharacterized. NCBI's taxonomy places the organism in Eukaryota, Metazoa, Arthropoda, Insecta, Hymenoptera, Braconidae. The coding region runs from base 1 to 597 and encodes 198 amino acids. Gene Ontology annotation, molecular function: nucleic acid binding. The record is from RefSeq and is a predicted model, not a curated record. The transcript has a single exon.
AUGUACAAGGCGUACAUCUGUCUAUUUGUCUGCUUCGCAACAUCAGCAAACCAUCUGGAAAUAGUAACGGAUCUGAAAUCGGAGAGAUUCAUCACGGCGUACAAACGCUUCACUUCAAGACGGGAUAUCUGUGCGACCCGAACCAGUGACAGGGGACUCAACUGCAUCGGGGCAGAUAGAGAACUCAGGAAUCUUUUCGACCAGGCACCCAGCGAAUCGGCUGACAUCAGGGAUCGGCUAGCAUCAGACGGGAUACAGUGGAUAUUCAAUCCCCCUCAUUCGCUACAUAUGGGAGAUAAGUGGGAGGCCGCUGUGAAGUCUACAAAACAUCAUCUCAGGACGAUCAUCGGGACCUCGACAUUGACUUACGAAGAAUGUACGACUCUUCUGACUCAAGUCCAGGCCAUACUCUACUCUCGGCUGCUCUGCACACUCACCAACGACCCGCAAGACACGUCAGCCCUGACACCGGGGCAUUUCAUCAUCCGGGAACCGGUCACGACGGUUCCUGAACCAUCACUCCAGCUAAUUCCUACGGACAAUCUCAACCGGUGGCAAUUCAUCACCCAGAGGCUCCAAAACUUCUGGGAGCAUUAG